AUGGCUAAUGAAAAUUCAAAUAUUUCUGUCAAUUUUACGACAGACGAAAAUGAUACUUUAAGCAUUGACUUCCCAGAACCUUAUAAAAGUAUACGGAAUUUUAUUAACUGGGCCAUUAUCGGUUUGGUCUUAAUGUCUAUAGCAGGAAAUACUAUGAUUAUAAUAGUAAUGUCACGUAAACAGAAUCGCAAUUCUUCAACCUCAACGUUUUUCACAGCUUUAGCAGUUUCGGACAUGUCACUAGCGAUAUCUGUAUCAUUUGAACGCUGGUUACAUUGGACAUGCAACAUUAGCUUAUAUGGCAUAAGUCCAUAUCUAACAACAGCAAAAACUAUCUUAACGUAUUCGAACAUUCAGAUAUCGUCUUGGCUACUUCUCUGUAUAACUGUAGAGAGGGUUCUUAGCAUUGCCAUGCCGUUACAAAUUCGAGAAAUCUGUACAAAAGCACGUGCUGGUGUGACACUAUUUAUACUUUGUUUUGUGAUAACUGCUCUGAAUACAGUUGAGUUUACUUGCAUUGUCAGCGUUCAGUUUGACAAGACGUUUGGUAUUAUAUGGAUAAGAAAGGUCGAUAAUGGCGAGACAAUUAUAGCAUGGAUGGAUUUUAUCAACUCUUUCUUUAUUCCUAUAACCGUCAUCAUUGUUGGCUCCGUGUAUAUUGUUGUACAUCUUCUCCGUAUUUCGAUACAAAAGCAAGCUUCAAAGAACGGUCGCAACAGGUCUGUGACGAUGACUUUGCUCGCAGCAAACAUAGUGUUUGUGCUAACUAUGUCACCAUUCGUUCUUCUUCAUCUGAUCUACCCUAGCCUGGAUGGAAUAGACGUAUCACCAUACCUCUUUUGGACAAUAUCAGAAUUGUUCAUGUUUCUCUCCGAUAUGAAUGCAGCUCUAAAUUUCUUCGUCUACGUUCUCAGUGGAUCGAGAUUUAGAUCAGAUGUAAAGCAGAUAUUCGGAUUUCAAGAUUUAAACGUGGAUUCAUCAACUAUUUCAAGUAAAAGGCGUCAACUGAAUGCGGUUCGCGCAGUGACUUCUCUUAAACAGCACGCUUCCACAUGA
Molecule: messenger RNA, 1056 nt
Organism: Mercenaria mercenaria
Lineage: Eukaryota; Metazoa; Mollusca; Bivalvia; Venerida; Veneridae
Product: FMRFamide receptor-like
Exons: 1
Coding region: 1-1056 (351 amino acids)
Biological process (GO): G protein-coupled receptor signaling pathway
Cellular component (GO): plasma membrane
Molecular function (GO): G protein-coupled receptor activity
Source: RefSeq, a predicted model, not a curated record